GUUUAGGUCUCGUUUACCGAAGAGAUGUUUUCCUUCAAUUUUCUGCAGAGUGUUUUAUUUUUAUGUACCGUCAUGUAACAUAGUGUAAUGUAGGUAACAGAGCGAGGGAUAAUAGCGCAUAGUUUUUAUUUUCUUAUCUAGUAGUUUAUUUUGUGCGUUUCCACAGCAGGGCAAGCUCAUCACUCCAUGCCAAUCGUCUCCUACUGAGCUGCCUAUUAAUGGGAGCGUUCGCUCUCACCGAAGCGUCGCAUCAAUCAAGGAAAACAUUCAGCACCGAGGUUUUCGAAGCGUUCUGCCGAACAUAAAAUAACCGCGAGACGGUUAUCUACCGACGGUCCCGUAACCUCAAAAAGAGCGGCAGCCUUCGCGUUUACUUCCGAGUCUUAUUCAAGGCACAGGGGAGGAAUUUUAUACACCCGGAGGUUUUCCUCGCACCAAGCAUUCGUUCCACCGGACCAAAAACAUUGAGAAGGACAUGGAUCUGAGCUCCUGGAAGGGCGUGCCCCGGCCGGAGCGCAUCACCCUGGAGGGCCGCUACGCGCGGCUCGAGCCCCUGGACCCGGGGCGUUACGGCGACGACCUCUUCACCGCGGCCGUGGCGCCCGGCGCGGAGGACCGCUUCCGCUACCUCCCCGAUAACCCGCCGGCCGAUCGCGCCGCCUUCAGCGCCUGCCUCGAGACCUGCGCCUCCAGCUCGGACCCGCUUUUCUUCGCGACGAUCGACCGGCGCACGAACCGCGCCGAGGGCCGCCAAGCCCUGAUGCGCAUCGACCCCGCCCACGGCGUCAUCGAGGUCGGGCACAUCCUGUGGGGCCCGGCCAUCGCCCGCAGUCGAGUCACCACCGAGGCCAUCUACCUCUUGGCCAGCUACGUCUUCGACACGCUCGGCUACCGCCGCUUCGAGUGGAAGUGCGACAACCGCAACGAGCCCUCCCGGCGGGCGGCCGCACGCUUCGGCUUCGCUCACGAGGGCGUCUUCCGUCAGCACAUGGUCAUCAAGGGUGAGAACCGGGAUACUGCCUGGUUCGCCAUGCUCGACGCCGAUUGGCCGCGCUUGAAACCUGGCUACGAGCGCUGGCUCCAUCCGGAUAAUUUCGACGCGGACGGCACGCAGAAGACCAAGCUCACCUUCGAUUCCGUGUAGCUCAUUUCUGUGACUCCCACUUCUUACUCUUAUGAUUGGAAUUCAUAGACAAAGCCUCAGACGCAGAAUACGAAGCGAAAAUGUAUAGCCUUUUGGAGGAAGCAAGUGGUCGCAAUGGCCAAGGGAGGCAAUCAAUAGACUAGCUAAUGGCAACCCACGAGAGACCCUAUGAUUAUUCAAUUUUUCCUCUAUAGCUUAUCAGAAUUACCAGUUUCAACCCAUUAAUUAGACGUAUUUCUAUCAAAAGGAACUAUGUGCAUUGUGACGUGAGCCCUGUAAUGCAUGUAUUCUCAUGGGUCUCAGGGCUCAUGUCUUAAUGCAUAUAGUUCCGUUUGGCAGGAAUACGUCCAAUUGGAUCGCUCCAUUUCCCCUUUAUCCUCUUUUUCUACAGCUUUGUCUAUCAAUUUCAGUAAUCAGCCUUUUGAAGACAAUUUAUUGUAGAGCUCCCACAUUCUCAAUUCAAGAGAUGUAAGUGUGGGCAAGGCAUAAGUUAACCUCCGAAAUUCGCACCAAAUUAUGAAUGAUUGGGAGUAUUUUUAACACUUUUUACGCAUAGAUUGGUUACAGAUGAAUUGGACGCAUUUUUAUUGAGAGGAAUCAUAUCCACAUUGACUUGAGCCCUGCAAUGCAUGUAUUCUUUUGGAUUAAAGGACUUAAGUCGGAAUGGAUAAAGUAUAGUUCCCUUUGAUUUAAAUACGUCAAAUCGGACCGCGUCUCAAUGAAACUCUAUGUAAAUUUUAAGUUGUAUCUAUAACCUGUAAUGCUGUGUCCAUGCUUUGUAAAACAGAUUUUAAUAUAUUUCGUCAUCAAAUCAUUGA
Bemisia tabaci is the source of this 1962-nucleotide messenger RNA. The record is from RefSeq and is a predicted model, not a curated record. Lineage: Eukaryota; Metazoa; Arthropoda; Insecta; Hemiptera; Aleyrodidae.